This is a messenger RNA of Hevea brasiliensis (rubber tree), 1835 nucleotides long. Its product is annotated as integrin-linked protein kinase 1. Bases 233 to 1597 code for a protein of 454 amino acids. The transcript is spliced from 11 exons. Gene Ontology annotation, biological process: protein phosphorylation. The record is from RefSeq and is a predicted model, not a curated record. NCBI's taxonomy places the organism in Eukaryota, Viridiplantae, Streptophyta, Magnoliopsida, Malpighiales, Euphorbiaceae. Gene Ontology annotation, molecular function: protein kinase activity; ATP binding; protein binding.
UGAGGAACGAAGUUGGGCUUUUAGCAGUAAAAAUAAUGUAUCCGCAUCCGAAUUCAUGCGCGCAGCCGUAUGAAUCCGAAUCCGAAAACAAGUUCCUUCUGUCUCCUCCCCAGCUCUGAGCCCUGUGUCUUUAUUCUUUUUCAUUACCAUCCUUAAAGUAACGCCACCAACAAUAAAUAUUCCCAACUUCUCUUGCUUGUGGUUGACAUUCUCCUUUCAGUCGAUCGCAGCCAUGGACUUGCCAAAACCACAAUCAAAUGCCCGCUUCACCCUUGGUAAGCAGUCCUCACUGAAGCCGGAGGGUGAGGGCUUGUCACCGGAGGAGGAAGAGGCUAUAAUAGACCCCAGAAUUCGGUUAAUGUAUCUUGCGAAUGAGGGAGAAAUGGAAGGGAUUAAGGAGAUCCUGGACUCGGGGACCAAUGUUAAUUUUAGAGAUAUCGACGGACGCACCGCUUUGCACGUUGCUGCUUGCCAGGGCUUCAGCGAUGUUGUUCAGUUAUUGCUCGAUAGAGGAGCCGAGGUUGACACUAAGGAUCGCUGGGGCAGCACUCCUCUUGCAGAUGCUAUAUAUUACAAAAAUCAUGAUGUGAUCAAGCUUUUAGAGGAACAUGGCGCAAAACCCCCGAUAGCUCCCAUGCAUGUCCAAAAUGCUCGUGAAAUUCCAGAAUAUGAGAUUGAUCCUAGAGAGCUUGAUUUUUCUAAUAGUGUUGAUAUAACCAAGGGAACUUUUCGCAUUGCAUCAUGGCGUGGAAUUCAAGUUGCAGUUAAAACACUGGGGGAGGAAGUAUUUACUGAUGAGAAUAAAGUCAAGGCUUUUGGGGAUGAGCUUGCAUUGCUUCAGAAGAUUCGUCACCCGAAUGUUGUUCAAUUCCUGGGUGCUGUAACUCAAAGUAGUCCAAUGAUGAUUGUGACGGAAUAUUUACCUAAGGGGGAUCUUUUUGCAUAUUUGAAGGAAAAAGGUGCUUUAAAGCCAAGAGUAGCUGUGAAGUUUGCACUUGAUAUUGCUAGGGGAAUGAACUACUUGCAUGAGCAUAAACCUGAAGCAAUAAUUCACCGAGAUCUUGAGCCUUCAAAUAUACUGCGGGAUGAUUCUGGGCAUCUGAAAGUUGCAGACUUUGGAGUCAGCAAGCUUCUCAAAGUUGAAAAAACAGUUAAGGAAGACAGACCAUGUCAAGACACUUCCUGGCGAUAUGUGGCUCCAGAGGUCUACAGAAAUGAAGAAUAUGACACUAAAGUUGAUGUGUUUUCUUUUGCUUUGAUAUUACAAGAGAUGAUUGAAGGCUGUCCACCAUUUUCAACAAGGCUGGAUAAUGAAGUUCCUAAAGCAUAUGCUGCAAAUGAGCGACCACCAUUUAGAGCUCCUGCGAAACGUUAUUUGCAUGGAUUAAAGGAGCUAAUAGAGGAAUGUUGGAGUGAGGAGCCAUUUAGAAGACCAACAUUCAGGGAUAUAAUAAGGACGCUGGAUGACAUAAACAACCGCAUUGCUCAUAAGAGUAGAUGGAAUAGCCCACUUAAAUGUCUCCGGACCUUUGAAGCCAUGCUGAAGAGGGAUCGACUCACUCCAAGAAGCCAUUCAUCUCGAUCUAUAAGCAGAUGACUUGAGUAUUGCUUCAAUGUACAGCGAAUUUACUUUCCUCAGUCCCAGGAGUUGUCUUUUUCGUCUGGUUUUCUGGUACUGGUAUGUUGAGUUUCUCCUUAUGCGCUAAUACGCAUAUGUUCAGACAUGUCAAUUGAUGAAAGGCUUCAGAACAAUAGGUAAAGAAGCUUGUGAACCUCUAUGUGUUUUCUUAGUAUGAUCUAUAAGAUUGACGUGUGAUCUGAGAAUUGUUAUUUAA